CUCUUUAAUAAGAUAUGCUCGACAUACGAGAUUUUAGAUAUUCAUUUUGUCAUUUUUUGUUGUUGAUGACAUUGGGUAUUUGGGAUGUCGUGGGCCAUUGAAAACAGAAGUCUGAGCUGCAGCUUUAGCGGCCGCAGCCUGAGACGGAACCGCAGUCUGAGCCGCAGUUUAAAUGGAAAUUUCAAUUCAAGCUGGAGAAGUCGUUACAACUCAAGUGAAUGUUCAGAAGCCCUCACGCCGAGAUCCAUCAAGAGCUUCAAAUACCCUCAGGAGUUGUCCGACCAGUUGAGAGCAGUGAGACGCACCGUCUUCAUACUGACCACACCCCACAAGCCCUGCUAUGUAGAGAACCUGGUUCUGCCCCACAUUAAACUCCUGGUAGCUGGCAAUCUGGAUCUGGCUCUGCACCUCAACACACAGGACAGGGGGAAGUCAGACAAUACACCGAUAGAGCGGCUGAUCGGUUCCAUGCUGUGUCUCGAUAGCCCUGAAGCGGAGCUUUACACCUCAACACUAAUGUCCAGCGAUCUGUCAGUAACAGAUGUUUACGAUACUUUAUUCAGAUGGAUGGGAGAGACCAAAGUCCUAAUAGAAACAGUUCAUCUUAGAGGUGUAAAUGACAUUCAGAAACUCGAGCAGUUACAUUCUAACUUCCAGGACGCACGAUUCAUCUGGGAAACAUCAGACCCACGAUGCUGUAAUACAGAAGAAGAGUUGUCAGAAUGGUAUUCCAGCAACAGCACAAUCCAAAAGUUCUUAUCAGCUAAAUUUAAACACACUUGGGUCCAUGUGAAACAGGAUGACGUCAUCAAUAACAACAAAAAUAUUGCAGAAUCAGUUACAGAAUGUAUUGGCGUAUUUGUAAGCCGACACUACGACAAAAUGCUAAAAUCGCUGUCAAAGUUUGUUUCUAAAAAUCCUCAACCUCAAAUUAACCCGGACACUCAAAUAACAGACGAGAGGAUCGUCAAACUUUCUACAGAUUUGGGCUACUACUUAACAGAUGAUAUUGUGAUUGAGGACUCGUAAUAACUUUUAUAUUUGAGGGGAUGGACCACAAACCAGAUUUGUCAUUUGUCGAUGUGAACAUUGUUUUGUACAACCUGGAGAUUUUAACACAUUGCUUAUUAUUUACUCGCCGGUAUUUUCAAUAUCACUGGCAGAAAAUUUCAGAAAUUUUAAUGCAUGUUUUGUAGCUAAUUUGAUCAUUAUAUUGGAAUCUAUUGUAUAUUUAAAUUAUUUCAUGGUA
This is a messenger RNA of Bolinopsis microptera, 1249 nucleotides long. RefSeq lists its product as uncharacterized. Lineage: Eukaryota; Metazoa; Ctenophora; Tentaculata; Lobata; Bolinopsidae. The transcript is spliced from 7 exons. The record is from RefSeq and is a predicted model, not a curated record. The coding region runs from base 85 to 1029 and encodes 314 amino acids.